Molecule: messenger RNA, 355 nt
Organism: Staurois parvus
Lineage: Eukaryota; Metazoa; Chordata; Amphibia; Anura; Ranidae
Source: the annotation of a GenBank genome assembly
AGAGCUUAAUAAUGGAUAGUGCGAUUACUCUAUGGCAGUUUUUGCUUCAGCUUCUUCAGGAACCUCACCACAGCAACCUUAUUUGUUGGAUUUCAAAUGAUGGGAAGUUUAAACUUCUUCAGGCUGAGGAAGUGGCCCGGUGUGGGGUGUGCGCAAGAACAAGCCAAGUAUGAACUAUGACAAACUGAGCAGGGCACUCCGCUACUACUAUGUAAAGAAUAUUAUCAAAAAGGUAAAUGGACAAAAGUUUGUUUACAAGUUUGUCUCAUACCCGGACAUCCUUACUAUGGAUCCACUGGCCUUGGGUAGAGGAGAAGAAAUGGAUGGGAACCCAGCUGAUGCUGCAAACACAUGU